This is a messenger RNA of Sinocyclocheilus anshuiensis, 933 nucleotides long. RefSeq names its product alpha-2-macroglobulin-like protein 1. Lineage: Eukaryota; Metazoa; Chordata; Actinopteri; Cypriniformes; Cyprinidae. The transcript has 7 exons. The annotation marks the transcript as partial. The record is from RefSeq and is a predicted model, not a curated record.
CCUUCCUUGCUUCCUCUCUUAGGGGACAUAAUGGGUCGUGCGCUAAAGAAUCUAGAUAACUUAUUACAGAUGCCAUCUGGCUGUGGAGAACAAAAUAUGAUCGUUCUUGCGCCCAAUAUUUACAUCCUCCAGUACCUGGAAGUCACUGGGCAGCUCACCCCAACCAUCCGACAGACUGCCAUUGGUUACCUUCAGAGCGGAUACCAAGGACAACUGAACUACAGGCACCGUGAUGGUUCAUACAGCACGUUUGGUACCGAUGCAUCCAAUACAUGGUUGACCACCUUCGUCAUGAGGUCUUUUGGCCUAGCAAGGCGUUUUAUCUUCAUUGAUCCCAGUGUCCUCCAGAGCGCAAAGGAUUGGCUGAUCGGCAAACAGGGUUCAGAUGGCUGUUUCAUGCAGCAGGGAACGCUGUACCACAAUGCCAUGAAGGGUGGUGUUGGUGAUAACGUGACCAUGACGGGCUACGUUGUUGUGUCGCUGCUUGAACUAGGUGUCCUUGUCACGGAUCCCAUCAUCACCAAUGCUCUGUCUUGCUUGAGGCCUGUCGUUGGGAACCUGGGAAACACUUACACCACGGCUCUGCUCGCCUACACCUUCAGUCUGGCUGGAGAGACCAGCACUCGAGCACAGCUUUUAAAUGCCUUGGACAAUGUUGCCAUUUCUGAAGGCACUAAGCUCCACUGGUCUCAGACUACAUCUGGUGACACUCUGGCGGUGGAGAUCAGCUCCUAUGUGCUGCUGGCGGUUCUCUCUGUACAGCCUCUCACGACUGCUAAUCUAGGCUAUGCUAACCGCAUUGUCAACUGGCUUGUGACCCAGCAGAAUCCUUAUGGAGGCUUUUCUUCCACCCAGGACACGGUGGUGGCUCUUCAUGCUUUGUCUCUGCUCGCCGCUGAAGUGUUCAGCCUGGAGGGCUCCAGCACUGUUACC